Colletotrichum chrysophilum is the source of this 168-nucleotide messenger RNA. RefSeq lists its product as uncharacterized. Lineage: Eukaryota; Fungi; Ascomycota; Sordariomycetes; Glomerellales; Glomerellaceae. The coding region runs from base 1 to 168 and encodes 55 amino acids. The transcript is spliced from 2 exons. The record is from RefSeq and is a predicted model, not a curated record.
AUGUUGUGGACAGUCCAACUCAACUGGAAAGUCAAAUCCGCAGUUAUUGGAGUCUUGUCGUUGGGAAUCUUCGCCACCGUCGCCGCCGUCAUCAAGAUCUCUUUCCUGCCCAAUUACGGCAAACACGGCGACUUCCUCUUCGACAGUUCCGAUAUUACAAUCUGGUAA